Messenger RNA from Cercopithifilaria johnstoni, 3591 nucleotides. The record is from the annotation of a GenBank genome assembly. NCBI's taxonomy places the organism in Eukaryota, Metazoa, Nematoda, Chromadorea, Rhabditida, Onchocercidae.
AUGAGUGGCCCAGACAACGGGGAUGCCACGGUACUUUGGUCUUCAUCACGUUCUACGUUUGAUCAUCGUUCGACUCCAGACAUUGCGCCACCUAAUAUACCCAAUUUAAUGAAUAGAAAUAUUCAAAAUUACCGUUCAAAUCGAUCAUUCACUCGACCAUACUCUGCCAAAACAGUAUUCUUUUACAAGGAAGGAGAUGUUUAUUUUGGAGGACUUCGAGUGCCAGUAUCAAAAGCGCGAUAUCGUACUAUUGAUUCAUUGUUGGAUGAUUUGAAUAGCAAUAUUUCGAUGCCAUUUGGUGUACGGCAUUUAACGACGCCACGUGGAAAAACGAUCAUCAAAAAUAUAGAUCAAUUACAGCAUCAUGGACGAUAUAUAGCAUCCUCUUUCAAAACUCCACGACCGUUGAAUCUAUCGAUGGUCGAAAAAAUACAGCGAAUUCGUCAAUCUAAUCGGAUACAUGCCCCUCUUAAUCAUCGCAAUAAUUGGUUUAACUAUCGGAAACAAAACAAAAAUGAACGCGCAAAAAUACCUCCGAAAUUAUCAGCACAUCUUGCAACCUCCAAACAGAUAUUUUUUGUAUUGAAUAGAAAACCUUCGAGAAUCUAUCGGGCGCUAUUGAAUCCUCUUCGUCAACAGACUAUCGAAUCACUGCUGAAGGAAGUUUCAGAAGGUUUACAGAUGGCAAUUUUCAAACUGUAUACUUAUUCUGGUAAGAGGAUAAUAAGUAUGGAUGAAAUUUUUUCAUUAAAUGAAGCUCGACUACUUGCUGUACCGAGAAAUGAACGACCGAUGUUUCGGGAAAGCAUAUUUCCAGUAGGUAUAGCGCCAUUACCAUCGAUUUCAAGGACACCAUCAAGUCUUGUAAGACAACCUACUAUCGCAAAGCAACCAAUCCAAUCAAUCUACCAGGAGAAAUCAAUUGAGCGACCUCAACGAGUUGUCAGUAAUAGUAAAAUGAUGCCGUUAAUUUCGAUGUCUCGUCUGAGUAGAAGAGAAAGCGACGGAUCAAAGAAUGCACCAUCGAUAAAUAAAAUGGAAAAAAAUUCGUUAGAAGCUUCACAACACCUUCCAGUCUUACCAUUCUCACAAAGGUCGUCGGAGACACCCGAGAAAGCUACAGUGCUUCAAAAUGCCGAAAGCUAUUCUGACGAAAACGACGAGCUUGCAGCAAAUGAUACUCAAACAAAAGAGCCAUCCGAAAGUAAACAAACAAAAACGGAAAAUGAACAGGAAACGGAAGAAGAAGAAAAGAGUGAAGAGGAAAGCAAAACAAGUAGAACAGGAAGUGAAAAAGAAGAGGCGAAGAAAGAAGAAUUAAUACAAAAUAGUGAGGAAACAAUUGUAGUUGAAGAACAUAAGACAGUGGAAGAACGAAAGGUAAGCACUGCGGAUACUGGACAUUCGGCAGUGAAAGAUGCUCCGGAACUGAUGCUUGCAAAAUCUAAUGAUCUAUCUGAUAACGAUGAAACAAUCAAUACAUCUGCGCCUGAAGCUGAUUUUUCGCUCAGUACAAAAGAAGAUGGUAUGACUUACGCUGUAUCGGUAAUUACUGGAAAUCGUUGGGCGGCUGAUACAGAUCUCGAUUUGUUCAUUAUUUUACAUGGUGAUUUAAAUACAAGCGAGAAGCACCUACUGCGACAAGACUAUAUAAAUUGGUUACAGACACAUGAACCAAAAUUUCAACAGAACAAAAUGGAUUCUUUUCACAUUGAAACAGCAAAACUUGGCUUACUUCAAAAAAUUGUCAUCGGACAUGAUCAUAUUGGUUACGGAAUUGGCAUAUACAUUGAACGUGUUCUGGUCACUGAAAAUGUUGCUGACGGACGACAAUAUCUUUUCCAAUGUGCCAAAUGGUUAGACAGUGGUCAAGUGGAUGGAAAAAUUGAACGGACAUUAAAAACAACGGCUUUUUGCUAUCUUACUACUAUCUUGCACGAUUCUAGACUUACAAGUGGUCGCUGGGAGUUUAUCUUGCAUUCCGGAAAAGAUGAUGGUAGCGGUGCGACUACAUCAAAUCUGAAUAUUGUGGGUUAUGGUAACCACGGUAGUUCGAUGAGAACAAAAAUUUAUGACAAUCGAAUGGCAAAGGUGCCAUCAGCAUCACUUGUGCAAGUGGAUUUCGGUGAAAUUGGUGAUCUACUAAAGGUGAGAAUUGAAAUUGAUGGAAAUGGUGAAAUGCCGGAUUAUUACUUGGAUUAUGUUGAACUCAAAGAUUUGGAUACCGAAGAACAAAUGGUAUCAUAUGUGAGAAAAUGGUUGAAGAUUGGCUGUGAUGAAAAAAAUGCGCAGCCAUUCAGAGAAUUUCCAGUAUUCCGAGCAGCUUUUGAACCACUGAAUGUAUUUUCCUACGAAGGGAAAAUUAAGCUAAGUUCACGUGAACAACGAUUUCUAGAAAAACCUGUUGCAUAUGUGAGGAUAUUUGGUGAAAUCGGUGAAACAGGUUGUUUUCCUGUUGAUUUCAGGUGUGCUUCGGAUUUGAAACAGGAAGUUUCCUUUAAAGCUGAAGCUGUUUCCGUUGGACGUAUACAAAGUACGCGAUUGUAUGUCAAAAUGAAUGAUAUUGGUAAAGAAAUAUAUGAAGGAAUGCAAAUGUUACAAGAUAUCUAUGAUCGACGACAUAUUGGAAAUAUUGCAAUAGCAAGUGAUUGGAUCGCUGAAAAAGUUACCGUACGUGAAUCACAUCAUGCACCAUAUCGUUACGUAAUGGCAUUGAAUCGCGUGAAAACUUCAGAAGAAGAGAAUGAUAAAGUGAAGGAGGAAAUGUAUGACGAUAUGGGAAAUGUUUUUGUGGAACUUCUAGUUUCCGAAAUGGAAGGACUUUCGACGAAAGCCAGUAAGAAAAAAGCUUUAUCAAGAAAGAAACCUCAAUGGAUUCUAUGGAUGACAAUUGGUGAAGGUAGUACUUUGAUGCCAAGAGUAGUACUUUGUACAGAAGAUAGAUGUGUAGAGAUGACGAUCGUUACUACUACUCCUACCGAUAUGGUUAUUAGUUUCGAGCAAAAAACAGCAGAUAUAUCAAUGAUAAUCAAAGUAAGAAUUGGUAUCGAUAAGUCGCAACGUCUCAAUUAUAAUCUACCAGAUAAUGUUAAACUUGGCGAUGAAAAUAUUAUCGAAAUACAAAAAAUGAAGCUUUAUGAUUCUGAAAAUGGUGAUGAACUUCGAUUUCCUGCUGUAAAUAUGAUCCUUACAUCGGAAUCAGUUUAUGAAUUCCCGGCUGUCUGGCCAGAUAUACCACCUAUUUCAAAUGUUGUUUAUAUAAUCACUGUAAAUUCUGGUGAAUCAAGAGCAAAUUUUGAUGUUUAUCUAUUAUUAAGUGGAACAAAGGGCGAUACAGGUUUACGAAAGCUAAUCAACGAUGAUAUUAAUCCAUUUCAACAAAAUAAAACGAGCACAUUUGAAGUAGAAGCUGUCUCUAUCGGUGAACUUCUGACUAUUGAAAUCACAAUAAAGAAUAAAAACAAUGUUCACGGAGGAAUUGAAAAAUCAAAAAGUAAGUGCUUCUCGAUUGACAGACGCCUUAUGAAAGUAAUGAUACAUACGCGUGUUUCUCUGCUCAUAAUUGUGCCAAUAGCUCAACAAUUAUUAUGA